Symbiodinium sp. CCMP2456 is the source of this 1215-nucleotide messenger RNA. Lineage: Eukaryota; Dinophyceae; Suessiales; Symbiodiniaceae. The record is from the annotation of a GenBank genome assembly.
AUGGGCGACCGGCACUGCAAGAAGCACGUUUGCUCCGUGACCAUCGUCCAUGACACCAUCAUGAUUCCGCUCCUGACUGCUUUCCCACUGCGGUCAGAAGGUAUUGUGGAGUCGUUGGAGCUGACGAGCUGCAUCGUGUGGAUCAUUGACAUUGUUGUUACCUUCCUCCGUGGGUUUAUCAACCCACGCACAGGUUUCGUGGAGAUGCGCUUGAAACAGAUUACAUUAAACUACCUCACCGGCUGGUUUGUGCCGGAUCUGGCCAUGCUCUCCUCUGACAUUAUGUCCCUGUUUGCACUCGAUCUCCGCACCGUGGAGACGUUGACGUUGCUGCGCUUGUUUCGAAACCUCCGGCUGUUUCGGCUGUUAAAAAUGGCUGGGCGGCUGUCGUUGAUCAAGGAGCUUGUGCUAGGAUUGAACAUGGGACUGGAGUGGACCUCACUCUACGUGGAGACCUUCCUCACCGUUUUGAAGCACGUUUCCAUCAUCGCUCUGCUUUGCCACUUCACGGCUUGCGCCUGGUAUGCCUUGGGCGACCUCUCGUCCGACGAGAUGACAUGGAUAGCCACUUACAGGGAGAAGCUGAACCUUCCGGAGGACACGGGCUGGUCCUUCUUCUACGCCCUCUCCCUCCACUGGGCUCUCACCCAGUUCCUCGGCGGCGCUAAAGGUGAGCUGAUGUACUUUGUCCGGGAUGGCAAACUGCAUUACAGCUGGGACGAGACGCCUCAUCUGGUCGAGGAUGUCCUCCCUGGCAUGCGGGUUAGCGAAGCAGUGCUCUGGUUGAACUGGGAGUACCGCGGCCGCCUAGGCUGCGGUUCGCAGAGUGCGCAUAUUUUUCAGCUUGAUGGCGAUGGCUUCCGGAAGGUGAUUGCACGGAGCACCCACAUGGACCUCUUCGCCCUCUAUGCUCGGCUCUUUCUGAAGAACAUCUCCGACUGCUACAACUGCAUAGAGGAAGAAGCCACGGAUCUCUUCGGCGAUGAUGAGCAGGUCAGCAAGAUGUUACGUCUUUCCAGCUUAAUGACUGCUGGGAAUGACUCGGUGGACAUUCGCGCCGUCUUCCUGGCCUGGAAGGGGGAGGCAGCAGCUGCACAGCUACCUUUGCGGCAGGUUCGGCGGACGCUUCUCUGCGUUCCUCGCUUGGCGCGCAGCCUGUUUCGUUUCCGGCGCCAGUCUUCGCCAUCGUCGCACAUCGGCGACGAAGAUGUGUAG